AUGUUUGAUAGAAGAAAAAAGGGGAGGUAUGGAGCUUAUCAGGUGGCUAUAACUAUUCUGGAGGCUAGACAUUUAGUGCAGAAUGCAAACCCCAUGGUCGUUGUCAAGGUGGGCAAUCAGAAGAAAAAGACUGUUGUCCGGGACAGAACCGACUGUCCAUAUUUUGAUCAUUACUUCGUGUUCGACUUCACAUGUGAGUUUGAAGUUCUCCUCAGUACCAGAGUAUCAAUAUCAGUGUAUUUGAGAAACUCUCUGAGGCAACUGAAGUUUCAUGGAGGAAUUUUCUUUGAAGUAGCGACAGUCUGGGAUCAACCAGGUCAUGAAUAUUACCACAAAUGGGCGAUGCUAACAAACCCAAAGGACUCAACAGGAGAACCCAAAGGUUACGUAAAAUGCAACAUAUCUGUUAAUGCAAAGGGCGAGAGACUGCGAGCCCAUCCAGAUACUGAUGGCGACGAUGAUAUUGAGGGGAAUCUUCUCCUCCCCAUUGGAAAUUUUCUAUCGUCCAGCAGGCAAAGAGCUCGUUAUGUUCUCACGAUAUACAGAGCAGAUGGUUUGCCAAGCAGAGAAUCAACGUUUUGCAUUGGAAAUGCAAAAAAACUGGUGAAUCCAUACGUUCAAAUAUCAUUUGCCGGCAUGAAGGGUGAGACAAGCUCUUACAAGUGCACGUAUACUCCACGUUUCAACGAGAGAAUCGUAUUCCGGGAACUGUUUCCACCGCUAUCCCAUCGUGUAAGAAUUGCCGUAAAAGACAAAGUUCACGGCUGCAAUUCCACAGCACUUGCCACUCACAUGCUCAACCUUGCUAGGCUAUCAAAUUCUGGUGAAUACGGAUUUUUACCAACAUACGGCCCAUCAUUCAUCCACCUAUACGGCAACGAUGCGAGUGGAGAUGAGUGCCGUUGCCGUGGCAAGUGUCAGACUGUACGACCCAUUUAUCGAGGCAGAGUGCUUCUUUCGCUCAAGACGGAAAUUGAUGAUCCAGGGAUGUCUGGAGGUGCUGGAGUUGAUGUUGAGCCAGCUACGCCAAUUAUGGAGAAGAUUCUCUGGGCGACGGAGGAGUACCUCCUAGUGGGUAUAAUUUACGACGUAUGUAUGAUUGAUCGCUGCAGAUUUCUGAUGAAGUCAGUGAGUUUCGAGAUUAAUUUUGGAAAUGCCGGCAGUCGUGUUUUCCCCCACAACAUUUCCAACAGCGAUGGACUGGCAGACGAUGUGAUACUCGAACAGCGAGUGGAUUUUGUGAGCCACACUGAAUCAAGAUUAACGGCCACGACAGAUGGCAAGUUUAAUUACCUACCACUUGGAUCGAGUAAGCCCUGUAUGUACGUAAAAUCCUGGUGGCCAAACUUGGAAUGGAGAGUAUCAAACACCAACAGUCUCAUGUUUAUAGUCAAUUUUUUGGAGGACGAGCUUGCGAAAUUAGAGUCGCUCAUUGCUGUUGAGAACAGCACAGCGUAUGAGGCUUAUAAUGGCAUAAUUGGGUCGUUGAAACGUUACUGUAUGCAGUAUUUGCACAUAUUGGAUGCAGCGAAAUACGAUGAUGAUGGUGGCACCACGAAAUUGGACAGGCAUCGGGUUAAUCUGUGCCGGGAAUGUGUCGAGAGUAUUCUCAGGAUGAUUAGAGUCAAUGGACAGCUUGCCAACAAUAAUUACCUCAGAAUGGCUGUCAUUCAUGCUUACAAAUAUCUGCACAAACUCCGGGAAAUCUCUAAAGACCAUGCAUUUCCGGAUGUUUUCAUUUGGAUGAUUGCUGGCACGCGGCGCGUAGCAAUGGCACGUUUAUCCGCUUGUGAAAUUAUUUAUUCCGAGGAUGAGACGUCCCGUGGCUCAAAAUGCGGACAACGAAUCAAUUUGUUUAUGAAGAGUAGUGGAGACGAGGAAGAGUUGAGUGACUACAGUGCCUGCAAGAUAGAAAUAUUCCUUUGGCUCGGUAAUGCCAAGUAUUCCGCAGCCUGCUGGAGCUCAAUCCCCUCCGGGUAUGAUGUUGAAUGCAUCACGAGUGCUGAACCGUUUCCUCGAAUCUUGGAGUACAACGUUAUAUCGAAGUUCCAGCUGCGCGCACACAUUUUUCAAGGCCGUUUCGAUCCUGGAAUGGACUCCUCGGGUUUGAUGGACCCAUUAAUUCGAGUAAUAUUCCAUGGAUAUACUGCAACCACUAAGUACGUUAAGCAAAGCCUUGCGCCCGUGUGGGAUGAGACUCUAGUGCUUCCUCCUAUCGAAUUGUACGGCUCGACUGAGGACAUCAAAUAUCGCCCCCCGAAAGUAGUGAUGGAGGCGUUUGACUGGGACUUAUGUGGCUCGAAGGAGUACUGCGGCAGAUGCAUUGCCACCCCAGUUGUAAAGCUGAAGGAUGAAACAUACUCACCCCCUGAAUUCCCACCGACUCUAGCAUGGCACAAGCUGAAGACCCAGAGGGAUUUUCAAGGCAGCAUACUCGCUGCCUUUGAACUCAUCGAGACUGGAGAUGACGAGGUUGUGGAUGUACCAUUGAAUGCAUCUGAGGAGGAGAAAAUUUAUAAUUUACCUGACGAUGUGAGACCUGCGAUGAGGAGCCACAGGCUGGAGGUGAUAUUCUGGGGGGUUAGGGACUUGAGGAAGAUCAACUGUACCAAAGUUAAUAAGCCCAGGGUUGUGCUCGAGUGCGGCGGAGUUUUUGUCAGGUCUGAGGUUAUGGACAAUGUGAAGAAGUUCAGCAAUUUUGAGGAGAAUCAUUUUAUGAUUGACUUGGAUUUACCAGAGAAAGAUAUCUACUAUCCCCCAAUAACCAUCAAAGUAUUCGAUUCUCGCGGAUUUGGAUGCUUCAAAUACGCGGGCGUCUACAUAAUCCCCACCGCUCAUAUAUUCCUGAGAAAAAUGAUUCCCGAGGAGGAUUACAUUUCUCAGAUCUACGGCGAGCACAAUUCAUCAUCGAAGAGGCAGAGUCCCACAGUAGUUUUUCCCCUUCCAAUCGAUUACGAUACUGAGAAAGACGAGAAGAAAGGUUUGAUAAGUUAUAAGAGGAUUUCCAGUGAGAACAAUCACUCUGGAAUAAGGAAACUCUUGACCCUACUCAAGCCAUUUAUCCCCAAUAAUAAAAGGGAUGGCAAACACGAGAAUGUGAAUUAUGGAAAUGACGGGGACGAGAGCUACGACUGGUGGAGCAAGUAUUUCGCAUCUCUAGAGAUAUACCCCAUGGAACUAGAGCUGCAGCCGGAAUUUCACGAGUUCCAAGAUAGGCUGAUGACAUUUGAAUUAUCGCGCGGCAAAAGAACCGGAGAUCCGGAUUACGACCAGAGAAAUUACUCGGGAAAAUUCAAGGGUCAGAUAGCGAUAUAUCCCUGGCCACAUCCAGACAAACUUGUCUGCAGAACAAUGAGUGGACAUGACGCAUCGCACGGUCUCCUGGCAGACUAUCCAUCUCAAGCGCCAGUCAAGCUGCUCGUCCGCCUCUACGUCGUAAAAGCCAUCAAUCUGCAUCCCAGCGAUCCACUCACCGGCAAGUCGGAUCCAUACCUGCGAAUUAAAUUAGGAAAAAGUGAUAUUAAUGAUAAGAAGAACUACAUACCCAAUCAGCUUAAUCCAAUAUUUGGCAAAUGCUUCGAAAUUGACGCACAAUUCCCGAAAGACCACACAUUGACAAUUCAAGUGUGGGACUACGAUGCUACCAGCUCCGACGAUCUAAUUGGUGAAACGCGCAUCGAUAUCGAGAAUCGAUACUACAGUAAUCAUCGGGGCCACUGUGGUAUAUCCAGAACCUGGAGCAAAUCUGGUUACAACGCUUGGCGUGAUCGUGAAAGACCAACACAGAUACUCGAGACACUCUGUAGACGGAACAAUUUACCCUUGCCAGAAUUCACGGAUACUGUGACAAUUGGAAAACAAAAAUUUCCAUUCACAGCGGGACUGGAGAUACUGGAUGAAUCGGGGAGGAACGAGUGUAUGGCUCUCAAUGUUCUCCAUCAGUGGCAGGAUUUUCCCGUCUGUGGACUGGCUCUCGUGCCAGAGCACGUAGAGCGACGAUCGCUCUUUAAUGCCAGAAGACCAGGACUCGAACAGGGUAAAUUGGAGCUCUGGAUAGACAUGUUCCACGUCGAUGACCUUCCACCAAAGCCGCCCGUUGAUAUUACACCUCAGUCCCCCGAGGUAUACGAAUUGCGUGUGAUUGUAUGGAAUACCGAGGAUGUGCCGCUUGUGGACAAUCAAUUUUUGACCGGCGAAAAGUGCUCUGACAUUUAUGUCAAGGGGUGGAUGUUGUACGACGAUAACCAGAAAACGGAUGUUCAUUAUAAUUCUCUAAAUGGCGAGGGCAACUUCAACUGGAGAUUUGUAUUUCGCUUCACCUAUUCACGAUCGGAAAAUCUCAUGGUUGUGAGGAGAAAGCUCUCGGUACUCGCACGUGAUACGACUGAGCAAAAGCUACCCUGCAGAUUGAAUAUACAAGUCUGGGACAGCGAUCAUUUCUCCCAGGAUGACUUUUUAGGCUCUCUAACAUUGGACUUAUCGCGAAUGCCACGUGGGAGCAAUAGCUCGAAAAACUGUAGUCUAAAGGUCACCGAUACAAAAUCACCAACGGUCAAUCUAUUUAAAGUUAUGAGAACGAGGGCCUGGUGGCCGUUCAGCUGUGCCACGUCUGACGGUGAUUACAUUCAAGCGGGUAAAGUGGAAAUGGAAAUGACGAUAGUUCCAGCAGCGGAAGCUGACAAGGAGCCCGUGGGAAAGGGGAGGGAGCCACCAGAUCCACUUCCGCCACCCGACCGACCCGACACUUCAUUCUCUUGGUUUCGUAAUCCCUGGAAAGCUUGUUGCUUCGUUGUCUGCCGGCAUUACAGAUGGCGCAUCAUCCUCUGCUCCUCCAUGUUUCUCAUUGUCAUGCUAUUGGUUUGCGCAAUUUAUGCAUUCCCCGGUUAUCUGGUCAAGAAGUUACUAGCUGUGUAA
Molecule: messenger RNA, 4914 nt
Organism: Diachasma alloeum
Lineage: Eukaryota; Metazoa; Arthropoda; Insecta; Hymenoptera; Braconidae
Product: otoferlin
Exons: 26
Coding region: 1-4914 (1637 amino acids)
Biological process (GO): plasma membrane organization
Cellular component (GO): membrane
Source: RefSeq, a predicted model, not a curated record